AUGUCGCUCGGCGAAGCUGAGUAUGAGAACAGCCGCCAGGAAGGUCUCACAGAAUUCGCGCCGCUGCUGGGCACGUCACCCGACAAUGGCAAUGGCAAUGGCCAAUCCAACGACCAUUCCCGGCUCCUCUACAGAAUCUACAUCGUGGUCUUCUGCGUCAACCUAGGAUUCCAGAUCCUGGCGCCAGCUCAGACCCAAAUCUACGAGACCAUCUACUGCGCGCAAUGGUACCGCCGCCACCCUCUCGACGCGUUGCCGCCCACCGGCAAGAUCCCCGAGGCCUACUGCAAGAUCGGCCCGGUGCAGACGCAGAUAUCGACACUCAAGGGAUGGUUCGAGUUCUUCGCCGCGGCCCCGGGUCUCGUCAUGAGCAUCCCUAUGGGGAUCCUCACCGAUGCCAUCGGUCGGCGGCACCUGAUGAUCCUCAACAUCACGGUCCUGUGCCUGACUCAAGUGUGGAUUGCCUUCGUCACCUGGUUCGACGGCCAGAUACCUCUUGCCGCGAUUUGGCUGGGUGCCGGUCUCAACCUCGUGAGUGGAGGAGUUAUCGUGACAGAGCUGCUUUUUGUGUGUAUCUUGACCGACAUUAGUCGGAGUGACAAAGUGGUAGAGACGUUCUUCCGCUCAACCGCCUUCGGACACUUCAGCAAGGUCAUCGGACCCCUCUUCGCAGCAGGCCUUAUGCGACGUGAUCCGUGGCUCGCCAUUUAUCUGGGACUCGCACUGCUGGUCAUCACCGUCGCCCUCGUCACCACCCUCCCAGAAACCUUGCAUCUGCAAGGGAACGACCAGACUAAAGCCGGGCAGGGAGAUCAGGCUACCACGACUUGCGCAGAUUCUCAGGGCGGCGACAGCAGCAGCAGCAGCAGCACUAGCUUAUGGCGACAACUCGAUCUGGGCCGGCUGGUCAAGAUCUGGAGCGACUGGCGGCUCAUCUUCGUGGCGCUGACGUACCCGUUCCGGCUGGUGUGCUACGCGCUGAGCGACCUGCUGCAGCGGUACGUGUCGGACCGGUACGGGUGGACGCUUGCGGACGCGACGUUGAUCUACGCGCUGCAGGCGGUGGCGGCGGGCGUGGUGCUGUUCACGCUGCUGCCGUGGGUGUCGGGCCGGCUGGACACGAAGUUCGUCUUCAGCCCCGUGCAGAAGAACGUGGUGCUGUCGCGCGCGUCGCUGGCCGUGCUGGUCGUGGCCUUCACCGUCAUCGGCCUCGCGCCGCACCCGGCCGUCAUGGUCGUGGGCCUGCUGAUCGAGACGCUGUCGACGGGGUUCCCCGCCACGCUGCGCGCCCUGGCCGCCGCCCUGAUUGACGCCCACGACAAGGGCCGCGUCUUCUCCGUCCUCGCCAUCGCCGAGACCCUCAGCAUCAUGCUCGCCUACCCCGUCACCGCCGCCCUGUUCAACGCCGGCCUCGACCGCCGCGGCGGGCCCUGGCUCGGCCUGCCCUACGACGUCAUCGCCGUGGCUGCUGCCAUCGCCUGUGCCGUCAUGUGUCUGGUGCGCUUCGAGCCGCCGUCACAGCAGUCUGUGCGGGCGGUAUGA
Fonsecaea erecta is the source of this 1542-nucleotide messenger RNA. RefSeq lists its product as hypothetical. Gene Ontology annotation, cellular component: membrane. The transcript has 3 exons. NCBI's taxonomy places the organism in Eukaryota, Fungi, Ascomycota, Eurotiomycetes, Chaetothyriales, Herpotrichiellaceae. Bases 1 to 1542 code for a protein of 513 amino acids. Gene Ontology annotation, molecular function: transmembrane transporter activity. Gene Ontology annotation, biological process: transmembrane transport. The record is from RefSeq and is a predicted model, not a curated record.